Molecule: messenger RNA, 2443 nt
Organism: Tarenaya hassleriana
Lineage: Eukaryota; Viridiplantae; Streptophyta; Magnoliopsida; Brassicales; Cleomaceae
Product: acyl-CoA-binding domain-containing protein 4
Exons: 18
Coding region: 150-2159 (669 amino acids)
Biological process (GO): lipid transport
Cellular component (GO): cytosol
Molecular function (GO): protein binding; fatty-acyl-CoA binding
Source: RefSeq, a predicted model, not a curated record
AAUAACUAUUUUAUUUACUGCAACUCCGGAAAAAAAAAAACUUGAAUCUCAACAGAAAGGAGAAACGCUCGAUUCUGCUCUUCGUCUUCUCCAUUUGUCAUCGUCGUCGUUGAUCUCCGGUCAAAUCCGCGGACUAGUGGAGAGAGGAAAUGGCUCUGGCGAGGGCGAGCUCUGGCCUCGCUUACCCGGGGAGGUUCUACGCCGCGGCGUCCUACGUCGGUCUCGACGGAUCUGAUUCGUCGGCCAAACAAGUCAGCUCGAAAUUCUCCAAUGAUACUGCUCUCCUUCUCUACGCGCUUUAUCAACAGGCUACUGUAGGACCCUGUAGCGUUCCAAAGCCUAGUACGUGGAAUCCAGUAGAGCAAAGCAAAUGGAAAAGUUGGCAGGGGCUGGGAACCAUGUCCUCCAUUGAGGCAAUGCGUCUCUUUGUGAAAAUUCUUGAGGAAGAAGAUCCCGGUUGGUAUUCAAGGGCAUCUAACUCUGUCAUGGAGCCUGCUUUAGAUUAUCAAAUCAAUCAGAACACAAAAGAUGAGCCUGUUGUUGAGAAUGAAACCUCAUGUGUUGAGACAAAGACGAUUUCUACUGAGAACGGGCCCUUGGCAGAAACCCAAGAUAAAGAUGUGGUCUCAGAACACCCAAAUACUGUGCCUGUGUAUGACCAAUGGACUGCGCCGCAAACAUCAGGUCAGCGGCCUAAAGCCCGUUAUGAGCAUGGUGCAGCAGUUAUACAAGAUAAGAUGUAUAUAUAUGGUGGAAACCACAAUGGACGCUACCUUAGUGAUCUUCAUGCUUUAGAUUUAAAAAAUUGGACUUGGUCAAGAGUUGAAACCAAGGUUGCUACUGAACCACUGGAAUCAUCGUCCCCAGCUACUCUAACCCCUUGUGCUGGUCAUUCUUUGAUAUCAUGGGACAGCAAGCUUCUAUCUAUUGGUGGCCAUACGAAGGAUCCCUCAGAAUCCAUCCAAGUGAAGGUUUUUGAUCCGGAAACCUCCACCUGGUCAACCUUAAAGACAUAUGGAAAGCCGCCGAUUUCACGUGGAGGUCAGUCAGUGACCCUUGUAGGAAAAAGCCUGGUGAUAUUUGGCGGGCAGGAGGCUAAGAGGUCUCUUCUAAACGAUUUGCAUAUACUUGACCUAGAAACCAUGACCUGGGAUGAAAUAGAUGCUGUGGGUGUACCUCCAUCUCCGAGAUCCGAUCAUGUUGCCGCAGUGCAUGCGGAGCGUUACCUUCUUAUAUUUGGCGGGGGCUCACAUGCAACUUGUUUUAAUGACCUGCAUGUCCUUGAUCUGCAAACUAUGGAGUGGUCACGACCAUCGCAACAAGGUGAGACGCCAACUCCACGUGCCGGACAUGCUGGUGUGACGAUUGGGGAGAGCUGGUUUAUUGUUGGUGGUGGUGAUAAUAAGAGUGGGGUAUCGGAUACUGUUGUACUUAACAUGUCUACUCUUGCUUGGUCAACUGUCACUUCAGUUCAAGGGCGUGUCCCCCUUGCUAGUGAGGGAUUGAGUUUAGUUGUUAGUUCAUACAAUGGUGAGGAUGUACUUGUAGCUUUUGGUGGAUACAAUGGGCGUUAUAACAACGAGGUUAAUGUUCUCAAACCAAGCCACAAAUCGACCUUGCAAUCAAAGAGUAUGGAAGCUCCUGUUCGAGACAGUGUUUCUGCCGUUCAUAAUGGCACAACCAGAGACAUUGAGUCUGAGAUCGAGGCGAGCCAAGAAGGCAGAGUACGAGAAAUUGUCAUGGACAAUGUUAAUCAUGGAUCAAAGGUUCAAGCAAAUAACGGAGACACUCUUGAAACCCUCAAAACCGAGAAGGAAGAACUGGAAGCAUCUCUCAACAAGGAGAAGUUACAGAGUCUCCAACUAAAGCAAGAGCUAGCAGAAGCAGAGUCGCGAAAUACAGACUUGUACAAGGAACUUCAAUCCGUACGUGGCCAACUUGCGGCGGAGCAAUCAAGAUGUUUCAAACUAGAGGUUGAGGUGGCAGAGCUAAGGCAAAAGCUGCAGACAAUGGAAACGCUGCAGAAGGAACUAGAAAUCAUGCAGCGUCAAAAGGCGGCCUCGGAACAAGCUGCCGCCAUUAACGCCAGGCGACAGAGCUCCGGCGGCGUCUGGGGCUGGCUCUCCGGUGGCCCCCAAGAAAUGGUUGAUUCCCCUUGAGAAAUCACACUCCCCCGUGAGGCAUUGACAAAAUAAACCCGAAAAUCCAAUAUCCGGACACCAUCCACAGGCCGGGUAUCCGUUUUUUCGGACAGAAAGAAAUCAUUAUUACAUAUAUCCUUACCAGAGUAUGUCAGUGUUUUUUUGUUCAUGAGUUUUGUUUUGUUGGUUUCAAGGAAAGAGAGAUUCAUUUGUAAGCUUUGUAAUUUUGUGGAUUGCGAUGGAUGAUGGCAUGAUUGAUGAUAUGGAUGUUCCGUUGAGAGAGAGCUCAUACACAGAUUUUA